UUUUUUUGACGACCAUUUGCUUUCGUCAAUCGUCGUUUCUCUUUGCCUUACUUAUUCAUUCAUUCACUACCUCGCUAGUUCUGUGCUCUAUCUGACCUUAGCAGUACUAGUCGCCGAAGGGUUUUGUCGUACCAGGGAUAGAGGAUAGACUGGAAGAUUGAUCUUGAUUUCUACACCAAUGGUCUUGGUUUGGGAUGCACAGUAUUUACGCUAAUCUGAUCGUGAAGGGGCUCCCAGAAGACGUGCAAACACGUUGUCGGUGAUGGGUUUGACUUGGCAAUCGUGGUCUCUACUCCACGUGUUCUUCUUUAUCACGUUCAUGGCCAGCGGCUUGUUCAUUAAUGGCGUUCAGUUUCUCCUCCUUCAUACCGUGGGUCACAUCUCCAUGGAUGCAUACAGACGGAUCAAUUUCUACUUGGUCUGGAUUCUUUACUCACAGCUACUGUUCUUGGGUACAUGGUGGGCCGAUUCCAAGAUGACCCUCCACGUCAAAGCUGAUCAAUGGGACGACAUUCAGGCCCACAUUGGUCACGAGCAUGGGUUAAUUGUGAUGAAUCAUCACUACGAGAUUGAUUGGUUGAGUGGUUGGAUGGUGGCCGAUCAUUUUGGCGUGUUGGGCAAUGCUCGCGUAUUCAUCAAAUCGACCAUGAAGUACAUGCCCGUUCUCGGAUGGGCCUGGGCCAUGAGUGAUGUGGGAUUUCUGCACCGCGAAUGGGAGCGCGACAAAGAUGAGAUCUCCCGAUGCGUUCGGGACAUUCAAGAAUAUCCGGACCCGGCUUGGUUGUUACUGUUUCCAGAAGGCACUCGUAAAACUGACCUCAAGCUCAAGGAAGGUCAAGAGUUUGCCAGAUCUCGGAACAUGGAACCUUUCCAACAACACCUCGUGCCCAAGACCAAAGGCUUCGUGCAAACCCUGUCAACAUUAGAUCCUCAAAAAAUGCCGUGCAUUUAUGACGUGACGCUCGCCGUUAAAGGUAAUGCUGGUUCACCUCCCACUUUGUCGACUAUCCUCAAAGGAAGACGAGUCGAGGCUCAUGUUUACGUGGCGAGGAUUCCUAUCACCCCUGAGAUUCAAGCAGAUCCCACUACUUUCUUAAUGAAUCAAUUCCGAUUCAAGGACGCUAUCAAAUCUCGGUUCAUGGAGGAAGGAAAAUUCGUGGAUGAGUCUCUUUUCAUUGAGACAAAGCGUCAUCUCAGAGUUCUCGUAACGUUUGUUCUCUGCAACGUCAUGAUGUUAGGCGCAUGGUUCAUGUUGCUUUCCAGUGCUUGGUUCUGGUCAUCAUGGGCACCGAUUGUGGUGGUCGUCAUAAUUUUCUCAGUCUUGUAUUACGUGAUGAAGAAAAUGAUUUCGGCCACUGAAAUACGGAAGAAACACGAUUGAUCUCUGUCCGUGCAUAAGACUCGAGCCUUUCAAAAAAUGCAAUUCCAAAAAAUGACCGUAGACAUCAAAGA
Tigriopus californicus is the source of this 1452-nucleotide messenger RNA. Its product is annotated as 1-acyl-sn-glycerol-3-phosphate acyltransferase gamma-like. Gene Ontology annotation, molecular function: 1-acylglycerol-3-phosphate O-acyltransferase activity. Bases 263 to 1381 code for a protein of 372 amino acids. NCBI's taxonomy places the organism in Eukaryota, Metazoa, Arthropoda, Copepoda, Harpacticoida, Harpacticidae. The record is from RefSeq and is a predicted model, not a curated record. Gene Ontology annotation, cellular component: endomembrane system. The transcript has a single exon.